AUGGAGGGUGUUGCACAAUUGGGAGACACAGUAAGACAAAGACAGCUACCAAUCAAAACAGAAAUAGAAUACAUGUACAAAGUGGUACACACCAAUUUUUUGCUCUUGAAUAUACUUGCUCUUUUAUUACUGAGAGAUAGUGUACCGAUAUCUAUCAAAACCCCCUUUUACUUGAAUAAACUGAAUACAAAAAUCAAGCAAGUAACCCUCCAAGUGAAAAAUAGAUUGGAAUAUGCACGAAGCUUUAGAGCGAUCAUUUCCAAUAAUUUGAAAGCUAUAAUCGGGAACCAAAAAAAUUGUUUUCAGCAUAGUGUGAAAUUCCAGCUUACUAAGAGGUCAGAUUGUCUGAUGUCGAAUACUAUUCAGAAAAACCACGAGAGAAAAGUAGAUCCAACCGAAGAGUGUAGGAGUCCAGUAAACAAUUUUUAUAGUCAUUUAAUCCAGUUUUUCUGUAAGCUCAGAUACUGCUCCUUAAACACAUACAGUCAAACCAACUUACAAAAGCGUAAUGUGAAUGUGAAUGAACUUUUGUUCGACAACUUGUGA
Messenger RNA from Phycomyces blakesleeanus NRRL 1555(-), 546 nucleotides. RefSeq lists its product as hypothetical. The transcript is spliced from 7 exons. The record is from RefSeq and is a predicted model, not a curated record. Bases 1 to 546 code for a protein of 181 amino acids. Lineage: Eukaryota; Fungi; Mucoromycota; Mucoromycetes; Mucorales; Phycomycetaceae.